AUGGAAAAGGAGCACCAACCAGACUCCAUGGCAACCAUCACCAUGAAACCGGAAUACCCACCAUCAGAAGUGUAUAGCACGUCGGAACCCCCACCGGCGUACAGACAGCGAGUGUCAUCAUCUGUACAAAUAGCUCGGAUCGCGGCGCUGACGGUGGUAGCAGCCUCAUUCAUCCUGGGAGCGUUCAUCCUCGCCUCCAGCUGGGUGUCGGCACGCGCCUCAUGCCACCAGCUCGAACAACUAGAUGCUAUGCUCGACAAAGAACUGGCUCUAGAAGGACGAGCGUACGGAAACGACGCCUUACUCGCGGACGAGCCUUUACCGAUAAACAACGCGCACGCGCUGCACGGCGUGCCUCCGUCGUCUGCAGCUCCGGAGACGUCUGCGGCGCCCGCGCAGCCCAGCGAACCGGCGCCAGUCCCCGCCAACCAGCUCAAAGAUGACGCACUCAACCACGCCGAGUCUAAGAUUGACGAAGACAAAUUACAGAAAAUUGACGAUGUCAAUGACGCGCCGAAUUCCGUGAGUGAUGACAGCUCGGAGUCUGACAGCUCCGCGGAAGAGGAGGACGAGCUCGACGCCGUCAGGCCCAUGCUCAAGCUGCCCAUACAGUUCGACCUCGAUGAGCUUGCUGGAGCCUUCCUUGCUAACAACCAAAAAGGUCGCAUGAACUGUGUUGUUGAGAGGCGCCAUGACGAUCCAAUGGAGAGACGAUUCCCCUUCAACAUCCUCGGCGCGUUUGCACCUCGUAGCGCGCACGCAGAGCGCAUCGCCAUCAUUUGCCACGGAGGAGACGAACCUAGGCCAAUGAACUUCCCAGAGCCGCAGUCACAGGUGUUCGCGUUCCCCCUGACUGGUCCAGUACGUCUGCCUCUUCGCCCACAGCCUGAACAUGCGCCCGCGCCGCCUUCAGUCGGCCCCGCGCCCCCCGCACCACGCAUGUCUCCUUUCGCGACCCUGUCUCACAGACAACCACCUUUCCCCCUACCCAUGCCUUGGGACGCUUCUGAGGAGCAAAUGGGUGGACCCCGUGAGAUGCGCAUCCAUGUCCAGCGCGUGAUCGCCAUCCCCGCGCCGCACAACAUGCCGCCACCACCAGAGACCAUGGGACCUUUCGCACCUCCCCCACCCCCGCCGCCCCAGGGCCAUGACCAGAAUGAACAAUCCACCGUUCUUCACCAGUUCGUUCCUCAAUCAGCUCCCACUCAAGAGCUCGACCAGCCAGAGUCCUUGAUGCAGGUCCAGAAGAUCCCAAUGGACGGUGGCGCGGUCCAGAUGAACUUGCCCUGGAACUUGAGCCCUGCGGAGCUGCACAUGAUACACCGUACCGCCGAGGACGCCGCCGCCAACCAGCGCCAUGAACAGCAGAUCGACAAUGACAUGCAGGAGGUGAAGACCAUCGUCAAGACGUUGGCAGCUGCAGCGGAGGCCGAGGCCGAGGCGGAAGCGCGUGCGCAGGCUGAGGAGCAGCAGAACGAGCCAAGACCUGACCUCGCGCACUCCCCCCGCGCACCCCGCACCCUGCUCCUGCCUCAGGACAUGCCCUCUGACGAGAGGCCACACUAUUUGCAGCCUCGCUCAGUUCGUAGCGUAGACGCUUUGGUGAACAGCGAAAAGCGCGUGAAGCGUUGCGCGUGCAGCUGCGGCAACUAG
This is a messenger RNA of Spodoptera littoralis (African cotton leafworm), 1653 nucleotides long. NCBI's taxonomy places the organism in Eukaryota, Metazoa, Arthropoda, Insecta, Lepidoptera, Noctuidae. The record is from the annotation of a GenBank genome assembly.